AGUGAUCAAACCUGUUAUUCAUUGAUCACACCUUAGCGCCAGUUAAAAGGUUUAUAAGGAGGUCUAUGCUACCCAUGGUCCCCUAGAAUUUUCCUGCUUUCCAAUAUCGUUGCGAUGAAGUACGAGUCACGGAAGUUCAUCGACCUCAUUCAGCGAGCUACAUCUAAGUGGGCCAAUUGGGACCCGCCAAAAAAUAUCGCAGUGGGCGAUUAUGGAACUAUCAUCAAUGAAACUGGAGAAUUUGAUUGGGAAGGAAACAUAUACAGCCCGCAUGUCCAGGAACAGCUUAAAUUGUCCAAGUACAAACUCAACAUCAACCUGGCCGAUCCAGAACUACGCCCGAAUGAACAGGAAACAGGCAACAACCACUUUAUCGUCAAAUCGUGGGGUGUCGCCACUAAGGAAAUCAAUGCCUCUGCUGAUGUCGCUGUGCUGGGUGUAGUAAAUGUUGCCCUCAAGCUCGAUUUGCAGUUUGAUGGUAACAAACCAGGAGCUGUGUUGGUCAUGCACAAGCCAAGAUACAGUAGCCUUCCUCACGACGAGCGCCUCACCAGGCUGCUCAAGUCCAUGCCUGGUGUCCUCAAAGGGAAGUACAUCGUCACCGAAGUGAUAUCCUGCGCAGCAUAUAUGAUGCAUCUGUCUGACCAAAAAGAAGAAAAGUUUUCUGUGACACUUGAAGCCGUCGGGCCUGUUACACCAGGUAUCAACACUGGAGGAACAGCCAGUUUCACCUGGUCUUCAGAAGCUGCUUAUGGCCUUUCCCGUAAAGGAUGCGACCUGGGUGUAAAAUACAUGCCGUUAUACAGGCUGAAAAUUCCUCGUCCCAAGUUCUGGGAGUGGCCUUCCAGUCACCGCGGAGAUGAGAAGAUUAAUGAUGUGAUCAACAGGCGGGAGGAUGUCGACCCACCUUGGGGCCCCCUCGACAAUGAGGGAGAAGAGCAUGAAUUCUAUGAUGCAGUACGUUAUCGAUGUUUUUAUUAGAACCUGGCUUGAUUUGUCUCUCUCCAACAGGAGAUGCAUGGUGACUUCAGCGUUUUCAAUGAUGGUUAUCCUGACAACCACGACGAUGACAACUACUGAACUAUGAUCAUUCACAAAUGGUAUUACUGCUACACCACUUGAGUUCAAGUGUCCCAAUGGCCAAAUCAUGUAACUUUGUAUGUAGACGAGCGACAUUAGUGAAAGAGUAUUAACACGAUAAUUCACGUGUUACAUGGACAAAGUGCCUUUUCUCCUCAAAUCUGAACGUCAGACGACUGCUAUUAAUGAUGUUAUGCCAGCGCUAAGCUGAUCCGUUCAACUGUGAUACAUACAUGAAAC
Molecule: messenger RNA, 1320 nt
Organism: Suillus subalutaceus
Lineage: Eukaryota; Fungi; Basidiomycota; Agaricomycetes; Boletales; Suillaceae
Exons: 6
Coding region: 115-981 (288 amino acids)
Source: RefSeq, a predicted model, not a curated record